This is a messenger RNA of Cornus florida, 1866 nucleotides long. Its product is annotated as beta-ketoacyl-[acyl-carrier-protein] synthase III A, chloroplastic. Gene Ontology annotation, cellular component: chloroplast. Gene Ontology annotation, biological process: fatty acid biosynthetic process. The transcript has 8 exons. Gene Ontology annotation, molecular function: 3-oxoacyl-[acyl-carrier-protein] synthase activity. The record is from RefSeq and is a predicted model, not a curated record. Lineage: Eukaryota; Viridiplantae; Streptophyta; Magnoliopsida; Cornales; Cornaceae. Bases 427 to 1641 code for a protein of 404 amino acids.
AAACAGGAGAGUAGUGCAUGAGUGACUCCCCUGGUUAAAACCAUAGUAUUUUAGAGUGAGAUAUAUAUAAAUAUAUAUAUAUAUAUAGAGUGAGAAAGUAGAGAGAGAGAGUUGAGUUUUGGCAUUGGGGUUUCCUCUAUUUGGGUUGGCAUAAUCGCCUUUCUUCUUCAUCUUCGGGUUCUCCGCAGGUUGUGAAAAAGCCUGUAAACCAUUGUUUUUCUCUGAUUCUUUGCUCUAUUCGUUUAUUAAUCUCUCUCUCUUUGUAUCUAUUGGUCUUUCUCUAUCUAUAAACCUUUCAUGGGCUCUAUAUACACUUCUCACAUUCUUGUUCUUUCAUCAAUAAGCUAGAGAUUUAGCUUAAUUUUUUUUUUCUCUGUUGACACAGUAAUUUAUCUCUCUAGUUUCAUUUGCUUUCUCGCUCUAUAAAUGGCAAAUGCAUCUGGGUUCUUUUCACCUACAGUUCCAAGUCUGAAAAGGAGGAUUCGUCCUUCUAUAGGCAUAUUUCGAUCUGGGUUUUGUUCCCCUGAGGGUACCUCCAAAAGGGUACUCUGCUCCGCCACCAUUGAGGGCUCAGAGGAGCUUAGUUUUGGCGUUUCCCCAUCAAAAUCUCGAGGACCCAGGCUCGUUAGUAAAGGCUGCAAACUAAUUGGGUGUGGCUCUGCAGUACCAAGUCUUCAAAUUUCUAAUGACGAUCUUGCAAAUAUUGUUGAAACUUCUGAUGAAUGGAUAUCUGUCCGCACUGGGAUUCGUAAUCGACGAAUUCUUACAGGGAAAGAGAGCUUAACUUCUCUAGCUGUAGAGGCAGCAAGUAAAGCUCUUCAGAUGGCAGAGGUUGAUCCCGAUGAUGUGGACCUAGUCUUGUUGUGUACGUCGACUCCAGAGGAUCUAUUUGGCAGUGCUCCUCAGAUCCAAAAAGCACUUGGCUGCAAAAGAAAUCCAUUGGCUUAUGAUAUUACUGCUGCUUGUAGCGGGUUUGUGUUGGGUCUAGUUUCUGCUGCUUCUCAUAUAAGGGGAGGUGGAUUUAACAAUGUUCUUGUGAUUGGUGCCGAUGCUCUUUCUCGUUAUGUUGAUUGGACGGAUAGAGGGACCUGUAUUCUCUUUGGGGAUGCUGCUGGUGCUGUAUUAGUGCAGGCCUGCGAUGCGGAGGAGGAUGGUUUAUACGGGUUUGACAUGCAUAGUGAUGGUGAUGGCCAAAGGCAAUUGAAUGCCACCAUGAAAGAAAAUGAAGUGGAUCAUGCAUCGGGUUCUAACGGGUCAGUGUUAGGCUUCUCUCCAAGAAGCUACUCUUAUUCCUGUAUCCAGAUGAAUGGUAAAGAGGUCUUCCGCUUUGCCUGUCGAUGUGUGCCACAGUCAAUUGAGUCUGCCCUUGAAAAGGCUGGUCUCCCUAAAUCUAGCAUAGAUUGGUUAUUGCUACAUCAGGCAAAUCAGAGGAUCAUUGACGCAGUUGCAACACGUUUAGAAGUUUCAUCUGAACGAGUCAUAUCAAAUUUAGCAAAUUAUGGUAAUACAAGCGCUGCAUCCAUUCCAUUAGCGUUGGAUGAGGCUGUUCGAAGUGGAAAAGUACAGUCGGGUCAUACUAUUGCAGCUGCAGGUUUUGGUGCCGGUCUUACAUGGGGUUCUGCUAUAGUUAGAUGGGGAUGAAAUGCUCUCUCUCUUACCGAUGAUUAGUACAGAUGGAAGAAGAAAAUCCAUCCUAAACCGGCAUUCCAACUCUUGCUUUCUGAGUCCUAUGUGUUGUUGUUUCUUGAGCCAUAUGUAAUGUUGUUUCUUGUGGAGCCUGAUCGUGUAGUCUCUUUCACCUCCCUUGUUUGGAUUUAGUUAUUUUCAAACUUUUUGAUCAUCAAUAAAUUUUAUUCUUUUUCCUCA